CCCGCCCGCGGUCGCCGCAGCCGCCCCGCGGGGACAUUCAUUCUUGCCGCUUGCCUCUCUCUGGGCUGGGCGCAGGAGCUCCUUUGUAGGGUUUUGUGCCCGCGGCGCCUCCUUUUUUUGUUGUUGUUGUUGUUUUUUUCUUUCUUUUCUUUUUUUUUUCCUUCCUUUUUCUUUUCUUUCUUUUUUUCUUUUUUUUUUCCUCCCCCCAUGUUCGGGAAACCAGACAAAAUGGACGUUCGGUGCCACUCGGACGCAGAGGCUGCCCGGGUCUCGAAGAACGCGCACAAGGAGAGCCGGGAGAGCAAGGGUGCGGAGGGGAGCCUCCCCGCCGCUUUCCUCAAGGAGUCGCAGGGCGCCUUCUCCGCGUCGGGCGCCGCGGAAGAUUGUAACAAAAGUAAAUCCAAUUCGACUGCCGAUCCGGAUUACUGCCGCCGGAUCCUGGUCCGAGAUGCCAAGGGUUCCAUCCGAGAGAUCAUCCUGCCCAAGGGCCUGGACCUGGACCGGCCCAAGAGGACGCGCACGUCCUUCACGGCGGAGCAGCUGUACCGGCUGGAGAUGGAGUUCCAGCGCUGCCAGUACGUGGUGGGCCGAGAGAGGACCGAGCUCGCCCGGCAGCUUAACCUCUCCGAGACCCAGGUGAAGGUCUGGUUCCAGAACCGGCGCACGAAGCAGAAGAAAGACCAGGGCAAGGACUCGGAGCUGCGCUCGGUGGUGUCGGAGACGGCCGCCACGUGCAGCGUGCUGCGGCUGCUGGAGCAGGGCCGCCUGCUGUCGCCGCCCGGCCUACCCGCGCUGCUGCCGCCCUGCGCCACCGCGUCCCCGCACCCGCCGUCUGUGGCUGUGUUUUCGGGCCCCGGGCCCGCUGGGCCAGGGGGACUGCAUGCGGGCGCUCCGGCUGCCGGCCACGGCCUCUUCAGCCUACCCGUACCCUCGCUGCUCGGCUCCGUCGCCAGCCGCCUGUCCUCCGCUCCGUUGACAAUGGCCGGUUCGCUGGCAGGGAAUUUGCAAGAACUCUCCGCCCGAUACCUGAGCUCCUCGGCCUUCGAGCCUUACUCCCGGACCAACAAUAAAGAAGGGGCCGAGAAAAAAGCGCUGGACUGAUUUUACGUGUUUGCCUGUAUUUAUAUUUAUAGUAUCUAUUGUGGUGAUAUUUAUGGACUCGCGUAUUCGGCGCCCGAGGCUCCUGGGCUGGGCUUCCCGCUCCCACCAGGCCUCUGACAGCUCUCCUUCCCCAUUAGUCUCUGCUACCAAUCUUAUUUUGGGCUACUUUUUUUCUACCUUCCCUCCGUCCUCCUCUCCUCCCCCCAACUUCCUUCUGAAUCCAGGAGAAUCCAAAGAAUUGGGGGGGGGGGGAAUGCCCGAAUUAGCCAACUGAUGCCCCAACCGAUGCCAGGCCCUGGAAGGAAAAGACUGGUUCUAAGUCAAAGCACAGGCCACCUGCUCUAGAUCGGGCCGGGCCGCUGCUGCCGGUGAUCAUUCUUAGGAAUAUUGAAAGAGGAAAGCUGCGCGCAGAGCCCUGGGGCUGAAAAAACCGGUAGGUUUCGUUAGAGCAAAAAGGAAGACGUUCCUCCCUCUUGCCAGAGAAACCAGGGCUUCGGGGAGCCCCUGAGCCCCACUUUAUGGACUGCUUGGGAGAGCCGAUGCACACGCAGCUUUCUGGCUGGACAAAUCUUGCCGAUUCCCCACCCCCCCCCACCCCCAACACCUCUAGAGAAGCAACAAUCACAACCACCCCCGACCUCAGGAGAUACACCCAACGUCACGGUGGGCAACGGCGGUGAUACAUUGGACCGGAUCAGCAAUAAAGCCAGAGUAUAACUACCACAUAAAACCAGAUGAAGCGAAACCAGUUUUUAAAUACUCCUGUAACAAUCCAGUUUGGACGGCUUACGAAAAUCCACGAUAGAGAACGCUCCGCGGGGCAAUGCAAAAUUCAAGUUCUGGGUGUUAUGACUUUAAACGGGAACUUAAAAGGAAAAAAGCAAAGAAAAGCCAACGCCGCUAGUGAAAGACAAUUCAGAAUCUUUUCUCCGAGGCUGUUCGGGGCGACGGACGACAGCUCCCCGCUCCGGGAGCGAGGGAAGGGCGGCUGCCGGGCUCUUCUCGCCAGCGUCUCCCCGACGACGCGCAGGCAGAAUUGCUGGGCUUGGAGACGAAUCGAUGCCCUUUGCGUCCUCUUCCCCACUCCCGGAUUCAGGAAGCCCUUCCAGCACGCAGGAAACGACUGGAUUUCAGAGCUCUUCUUGGAGGACCCCGUGUCAGGGACGGAGACGGGGACAGCGGGGCUACCGGGCCUCCAGUGUGGUAGUCUCGGUAUUCAGAUCAGCUACCUGCUCAGAUAGGAAAGGCUUCCCUCCCCACACC
Herpailurus yagouaroundi (jaguarundi) is the source of this 2364-nucleotide messenger RNA. RefSeq names its product ventral anterior homeobox 1 (gene VAX1). Bases 208 to 1101 code for a protein of 297 amino acids. Gene Ontology annotation, molecular function: DNA-binding transcription factor activity, RNA polymerase II-specific; RNA polymerase II cis-regulatory region sequence-specific DNA binding. The record is from RefSeq and is a predicted model, not a curated record. Gene Ontology annotation, cellular component: nucleus. NCBI's taxonomy places the organism in Eukaryota, Metazoa, Chordata, Mammalia, Carnivora, Felidae. The transcript has 4 exons. Gene Ontology annotation, biological process: regulation of transcription by RNA polymerase II; brain development; central nervous system development.